AUGCUCCGAAGUAUCUAUGCUAAUCAUCGUAGGGCCCAUUCCAAGCCCCAUGAAUGUGCCCCCGCGCCGCCGCAAGGCUACCAGCACUUCGGCGCUGGCGCACCGUCCAAUUACAACUUCCAGUACUCCGCAUGUACAGGAAGACGAAAGGCCCUACUGAUCGGUAUCAACUAUACCGGACAGCCGAAUGCACUACGCGGCUGCAUCAACGAUGUCACAAACAUGUCGUCAUUCCUCCAUGAUAAGUUCGGUUAUCGUCGCGAAGACAUGGUCAUCCUCACCGAUGAUCAGCGCAACCCGAUGAGUAUUCCAACCAAGGCCAACAUCAUUCGUGCUAUGCACUGGCUGGUCAGGGAUGCACAGCCUGACGACUCACUCUUUAUCCAUUUCUCUGGCCACGGCGGCCGCACGCCAGACUUGGAUGGUGAUGAGGACGACGGAUUCGACGAUGUCAUCUACCCGCUCGACUAUCGUGUGGCAGGCCACAUUGUCGACGAUGACAUGCACGCCAUCAUGGUUCGACCGCUACGGCCAGGUGUGCGAUUAACCGCCAUUUUUGACUCCUGCCACUCCGGUACCGCCCUCGACUUGCCAUACAUCUAUUCCACCCAGGGUGUGCUGAAGGAGCCAAACCUGGCCAAGGAAGCAGCUCAAGACUUAUUCAGUGUGAUCACCUCGUAUGGACAAGGCGACCUGUCUAGUGUCGCGUCGACUGCCAUAGGCUUCUUGAAGAAAGCGGCCAACGGGGGCCAAGCGCGUGAGCGCACCAUCAUGACCAAAACCUCACCAGCCGAUGUGGUUAUGUUCUCCGGAUCCAAGGAUACACAGACAUCGUGA
Penicillium maclennaniae is the source of this 837-nucleotide messenger RNA. Its product is annotated as caspase family protein. Gene Ontology annotation, molecular function: cysteine-type endopeptidase activity. The coding region runs from base 1 to 837 and encodes 278 amino acids. Lineage: Eukaryota; Fungi; Ascomycota; Eurotiomycetes; Eurotiales; Aspergillaceae. Gene Ontology annotation, biological process: proteolysis. The record is from RefSeq and is a predicted model, not a curated record. The transcript has a single exon.